This is a messenger RNA of Colletotrichum higginsianum IMI 349063, 1671 nucleotides long. Its product is annotated as Major facilitator superfamily transporter. Bases 1 to 1671 code for a protein of 556 amino acids. Lineage: Eukaryota; Fungi; Ascomycota; Sordariomycetes; Glomerellales; Glomerellaceae. The record is from RefSeq and is a predicted model, not a curated record. The transcript is spliced from 6 exons. Gene Ontology annotation, biological process: transmembrane transport. Gene Ontology annotation, molecular function: transmembrane transporter activity. Gene Ontology annotation, cellular component: membrane.
AUGCUCUGUGUGCUCUUGGGAGGAACAGACGGGCACCCAUCGUCGAUCCCUCCCUCCCUUCCCCCUUUCUCUUCCCCGACUCUGCAACUCCCACACAUGGCGAACGACAAGGUGCCCGACGCGCCCUCGGGCCAGGAGCCCACAAUCCACGGCAGCACCAUGGGAGCCGGGGCGCCGCACGCGGCCUCGGAGAAGGCCAACAACACGGACGACGAGCCCGCGUUCCUCGAGCACGCCGCGACAAACAACUCGGAGGCCUUGAAGGAGGCCCGGAGGGUGAACGCCAUCGAGGCCCUCGGCAUCCCGGACUGGCAGGCCAAGGAGAAGAAGAUUGUCCGGACUCUGGACAUGACGCUGUUGCCCCAGCUGUGGAUCUUGUACAUGUUCAACUACCUGAACCGCACAAACAUCGCACAAGCCCGUCUCGACGAGGACUUUGAGGCGACGCUCCAGCUCGGGAACACCGACUACAGCACCGCAGUCGCCCUUCUCACCGUUGGCUACAUGUUGGCGCAGCUGCCUUCCAACAUGCUCAUCACCCGAGUCCGCCCGGGCCUCUACCUUCCGACAUGCGCCAUCCUGUGGUCCGGCGUUUCCGCCACGACGGCUGCCGUCACCAGCCCGGGCCAGCUCUUUGGCGUCCAGUUCAUCUUGGGCAUUAUUGAAGCCCCCCUAUUCCCUGGUGCCGUCUACCUUAUGUCAUGCUGGUACACCCGGAGAGAGCUCGCCCUCCGCACCGCGCUUCUCUACUCGGGCCUCGUCCUCGCGCAAGCCUUCUCCGGCCUCAUCGCCGCCGGCGUCUUCUCCGGCAUGUCUGGGGCCGCAGGACUCCGUGGUUGGCAGUGGCUGUUCAUUUUAGAAGCUGUACUCAGUGCCUUCUUUGCGUUGACUGCCUACUUCAUCUUGCCCAACUAUCCUCACUCCAAGACCGGGGGCGCCAUGUGGUCCAUGACGGAAGAUAUGCGGAGGAUCGCCGUGGCCCGCAUCGAGGCCGACCGUGUGGAGCAGCCUACCGACUCGACCGUCUGGCAGGGUCUUCGUCUGGCGCUGACCGAUGUGAAAACGUACAUUUUCAUCUUCAUGAACAUCUUCAUGACAUCCUCUUACGGCUUCAACAACUUCUUCCCGACCAUGGUCCGCGGCUUCGGCAUGGGCAGCAGCACGAUGGCCCUCGUCCUCACUGCGCCGCCCUAUAUCCUGGGCACCGCGGUGUCCUUCGGCGUGGCGUGGUCUUCGGACCGGAAGAAGGAGAGAGGUUUCCACAUCAUGGCCAACAACUGCAUAUCCAUCGUUGGUUUCAUCAUCUCCGUCGCGACCCUCAACACGGCGGCGCGCUAUACGGCGGCCUUCCUGUACACGUCGGGCUCCUUCUCCGCCAACGCUCUGGUUUACACCUGGGCCGUCUCGUCGCUCGGCCAGACGCCCGAGAAGCGUGCGGCUGGCGGCGCCAUCGUCAACAUCAUGGGUCACCUGGGCAACGUCAUGUCGCCCUACUUCUUUCCCGACAGCGACUCGCCGCGCUACACGAUGGCCAUGAUCCUCCAGAUCGUCUUCGCCGGCCUGACAUUCUGCAUGGCCUUCACGUCCAAGACGUACCUGCGCAGGCAGAACAAGAAGCUGCGGACCGCGGCGGAUGAGAGUGGUCAAGUGUACAACCCCUUUACGACGUGA